Racocetra persica is the source of this 382-nucleotide messenger RNA. NCBI's taxonomy places the organism in Eukaryota, Fungi, Glomeromycota, Glomeromycetes, Diversisporales, Gigasporaceae. The record is from the annotation of a GenBank genome assembly.
AAUGAUAAAUGGACAAAGUUGCAGGAUGGUUUAGAUGAUUAUUUACAGGCAUUAGUUCAAUUAAACUUUAAAAUGGUAUUAAUGAAUAAUGCAAAACGAUUUUAUCUUCCCAAAAAACUAUCACUUGAUCGAGGAAAUAGUCGUGACUGCCUAUAUAAUGAUAUUAUUGAUCUUCUUAAAGAGAAAGAGUAUAGCGCUAGUGAAAUAUGGGCAAGUGGAAGUUGUUGGUCUGAAAUAAUUCCUGAAGUUUUUAAUUUAGCUCUUAUGAUGAGAAAAUAUACAGAACAUUUGCAAAAGUCUUCUCAACUUACUAACAAUGCACAUUAUUCUACUGAAUUAGUUCAUAUACCCAGUAAACAUUGUAAACUUAAGACAAUUUUAG